Molecule: messenger RNA, 1257 nt
Organism: Pistacia vera
Lineage: Eukaryota; Viridiplantae; Streptophyta; Magnoliopsida; Sapindales; Anacardiaceae
Product: putative disease resistance protein RGA4
Exons: 1
Coding region: 1-1257 (418 amino acids)
Biological process (GO): defense response to other organism
Molecular function (GO): ADP binding
Source: RefSeq, a predicted model, not a curated record
AUGGCAGAAUCUAUUCUAUUUGACAUUGCGACUGAAGUUCUGACGAAGAUAGGCUCUCUUGUGGGUUGGGAAGUGUCUUUGUUGUGGAAUCUUGAAAGUGAUUUAAAAAGCCUUGAGGGAACCCUGAGCACUAUCAAAGCCGUGCUCUCGGAUGCUGAGAAAAAGCAGGCACAAAAUGAUCAGCUACGUGAGUGGCUUGGGAAGCUUAAAGAUGUUUUCCUUGAUGCCGAGGACGUUUUAGAAGAAUUCGAGCUUCAAGCUUCCGGGAGGGAAGUGGAGAGACAAAAGAGGAGCACAUUAAGAAAGGUAUGUCAAUGCUUUUCAAGCUCUAACCCUGUUGGUUCUCGAUAUGAAAUUAGUCAUAAAAUCAAGGAGAUUAGAGAAAGGCUAGAUCAGAUCGCAAGUGAUAGGAGUAGAUUUUCUCUUAUUGAGAGUACUCCUGCUGAAGUUAGGCAUGUAAUUCCAAAGGUGAGGGAGACUGAUCCCUUCUUGGGAGGUUCUUGUGUGAUUGGAAGAAAGGAUGAUAAAAAAAAGAUCAUGAGGUUUUUAUUUCAACCAACCAACAUUAAUGUCUCUGUCCUUCCAAUAGUUGGAAUCGGGGGUUUAGGUAAAACCACUCUUACUAAAAUGGUUUAUAAUGAAGAAAGAGUAAAUAAGUUAUUUCCAUUAAAGAUGUGGACAUGCGUGUCAGAUGAUUUCGAUAUCACCAGAUUGAUGAAACAAAUUAUUUAUUCUGCAACAGGUGAGGAUUGUAAUAAGUUAAAAGGAGAUAAAAUUCCUAAGCGUUUGCAAGAAAUUUUGACAAGUAAAAAGUUUUUGCUUGUCUUGGAUGAUGUUUGGAAUGAGAAGCCGAUGAAAUGGUUGGAACUGAAAGACUUACUUGUUAAUGGUGUGAAUGGAAGUAAAAUUAUUGUGAGCACGCAAAGUAAAAGAGUUGCAGAAAUAAUGAGCACUGUUCCCUCUCAUUUCAUACAAGGUCUUUCCGAAGAGGAGUCCUUGUCAUUAUUUAAGAAGUACGCAUUUAAAGAUGGACAAGGGAAAGAUUUUCCAAGGCUCAUUGAAAUUGGGAUGGACAUUGUAAAAAAAUGUAAAAGAGUUCCAUUGACUGUGAGAUCCUUAGGGAGCUUACUUUAUGCAAACACAGACGAACGUGAGUGGUUGAAAAUAAAAUAUAAUGACAUCUGGCAGGUGGAUCAAGAUAAUGAAGACAUCUUACCUGUAUUGGAAUUGAGCUAUAAUCAUUGUCAUCUCCUUUGA